UGUGUUUGAGGUUGGGGUCAGUUUCAGGUAUUUCUCACCCCAUCGAGGGGAAGAGGGAGCCCAGCCUGUUACUGCCUGAGAGCCUUGGGAUCCCUGAGAGAAAAGGGAAAGGAGAGCCAGGGAGCGAGAGAGGCAGGGGGACCAGCACCGUGAGUGGGGAGCAAGUAUGCUGUAAGGAGCACCGUUCAGGGAGGAAAUAAACUGAACUGGACUUGUUUUAAAAAUAGCCUGUGGACCUGAUACAUCUGGCCUGACUGGACUGUACGGAACCAGACAGACAUAACCAGCACCAUGGGAGUCCCGACGGUGAAGGUGUCUUUGGUCUCGUGGCUCCUCGCCUUUCUGUUGUGCGUCCUCCCCUCCCACGCACAGGAACACUACUCUGGUCACCACUCAGGUGAUGAGCACACCUAUGAGGGCUCCUUGGUCGACAGCUAUGAGCAUUCAGGAUACCCACACCCAGUUGAAUACACACCGGAGCCCACUUACAGCUAUGAGGAGGAGAACCACGACCGCUAUGCACCAGACCCCACCACUGUGACCAUGAUAACAGAGGAACCCUAUCCUUACACCACCACUACACAGGAGCCCUAUGAACAGGAGCCCUACUUUGAGGAGUCACUCCAGGCCCCAGGUGGUGGGGAGGCUUCUCAUGGGGAGGAGGGGCCUACAGAUUGUAACUGUGAGCCAGGAGAGCCAGGGUUCGCUGGGUUUGCAGGACCCAAGGGAGCCAAAGGGCCGCAGGGUAAAGAGGGCUUACCUGGGCCUCAGGGACGGGAGGGCUACAAAGGAUUUAAAGGUGUUCGAGGAAGAGGAGGAGACACAGGGCCUGAGGGUGACUCCGGGCCUGAUGGGGAGGAUGGUGCCUCUGGUUUCUCUGGAGCUCAGGGCUUGCCAGGUCCUCCAGGUGAUCCAGGUGAGACUGGGGAGUUAGGGCUAAAGGGUGAGAUUGGCAUGGAGGGACCACGUGGAGGAGUAGGGCUUCCGGGUGGGACUGGUCCAGUUGGUGACACGGGCCCUGCUGGUUCUGCUGGAACAAAAGGCAUCAAGGGAUCCAGUGGAGUAGAAGGCAGACAGGGUCCUGAGGGAGCAGAAGGGGAAAAGGGUCAGAUGGGAGCCCCUGGAUUCUCUGGAGACCAUGGGGAGAUGGGCUAUACUGGGUAUCCUGGGGAGACGGGUGGCAGGGGAGAGACCGGUCCCAAGGGGGACCAAGGUCCAGGGGGCAUGCCAGGCAGUGAUGGGGAGCCUGGAGAGGAUGGUCCUCUUGGAGUUCCUGGGGUGAUUGGUUUUCCUGGAGAGUUUGGACAAAAGGGCACAAAAGGGGAUCGUGGUGUGAGUGGACCUCCUGGCAGAAUUGGAGCUGGGGGCCUUCAAGGAGAGACAGGAGAUUCAGGAGUUCCCGGGAAGCCCGGCCCCAAAGGCCUGCAGGGCCAACCCGGAUCCAAAGGGGAAACCGGGUCCGAUGGUGAGAAGGGCGGGCCUGGAAAAACAGGCUUGAAGGGGGGGAAAGGAGAUAAGGGAAGUUUUGGUGCUCGUGGUGACAAAGGACAGCAAGGGGGCAGAGGUCGUAUCGGUCCUGAUGGAAUCGUUGGACGAGUUGGACCCCACGGUAUCCCAGGCUCCAGAGGAGAGCCAGGUCCAGUUGGUGACCUCGGUGUCAAAGGUGGCUCGGGACCAAAAGGAGUGCCAGGUGCCCCUGGCCCCGGACUGACAGAUGAGCAGGUGUUGCAGUUGUGUAGGGGUGUGGUGACCGCACAGAUCUCCCAGUAUGCCUCAGCCAUCAGGGCCAAGUGUUCUCAGGGAUGCCCCGUUAACAACCGAACACUCAUUGGACCGCCAGGAACCAGAGGACCAACUGGGGAACCAGGCAAACCUGGUAAAGCAGGCAAAUCUGGGGCCAAAGGAGCCAGUGGCCUCCAGGGAGACAUUGGCGUGGAGGGGCAAAAAGGGGCAGAUGGUGAAAGAGGAACGAAGGGUCUGAAAGGAAAGAGGGGUGAGCCUGGUAAUGGUCUCCCUGGACAUGAUGGACACCAAGGCCUCAGAGGGUUGCCAGGUCACCCAGCAGAGCCAAAGAAUGGUAUGGAGGGUCCUAGAGGAGCACGUGGGUUCCCUGGCGCUGUGGGCCAGCCUGGCAUGGCGGGAGAUGCUGGAGUGCCUGGCUUCUGCGAGGCACGGGACUGCAGCAUUCACGCACCAGUGAUGCGCAAGGAGCAGGGCCUGGUGAAGGGACCCCACAAUCUAAGCCCCAAGAUCUAACCCCAAACAGGUGCACCAGGAAGGGAAAAGGUCCACAGAAAAGGGUCCUUCUGAAGAGUUGCUCAAUAGCAACGUUGGUGUUGAUUCUAUUCACAUCUUAGUCAACCCAGGAAUGACAUUUUACAUCGAAUCUGAACUAGAAAAUGACCAAUGUACAGCCUUUUUUCAUGCCUAGUUAAAUGUGUGUAUUUACUGGUGCUGAAAUGUAAUGGUUCCAGGCACUGUUCCAUGAGGUCACCUGUGUUGAAAGGGUUUGGUGGGACAUGCUGGACUGAAGAUGAAACCACCCAAAAACAGCAUUCCACCCAAGCAAGCCUCCUAAUAUGACUUUGAUUCAAGCAUAAUUGAUAACUGUUUUUAAUUUGCUAGGCCUAAGCAAUAUCUUGUGAAUUUAUGCAAAAACUAAAACAUGAAUUCCUCCAGAGAAACUAAGUGAAUGAGCUUGAGAAACUGGCUACAAGAAAUUGUCAGAAAAGGAUAUAAUCAACAAUGCUGUGGAUAUACUGAAAAUAAAAUGAGUUAUGUACAUAAUUUUGUAAAGUAUCGCAAGUAAAUGUACUAUGUUCUGAACUAUCACUGUUUCAGAUAAAUGUUGUCUUACUUUUAA
This is a messenger RNA of Esox lucius (northern pike), 2863 nucleotides long. Its product is annotated as collagen-like protein. The transcript is spliced from 26 exons. Bases 292 to 2256 code for a protein of 654 amino acids. Lineage: Eukaryota; Metazoa; Chordata; Actinopteri; Esociformes; Esocidae. The record is from RefSeq and is a predicted model, not a curated record.